Molecule: messenger RNA, 519 nt
Organism: Grus americana (Whooping crane)
Lineage: Eukaryota; Metazoa; Chordata; Aves; Gruiformes; Gruidae
Product: CMRF35-like molecule 2
Exons: 2
Coding region: 1-474 (157 amino acids)
Source: RefSeq, a predicted model, not a curated record
AUGGCGGUAUUGCUGGGCUGGGGCUGGCUCCUUCUCCCAGGGAGCAGAGGAGGGGCUCGGGCGAAGGCUGACUUUGCAGCCCUGUUUCUCUCCAGUGUUGUUGUGGGUUUCUUUGCAGUUUGCCAGGCUCUGGCUGUCCCCUGGGAGGUGAGCGGCCAGGCGGGGCAGAUGCUUUCCCUCCACUGCUGGUACCCGCGGGGCUACGAGGGCUACUACAAGUACUGGUGCGGGGGGGCCAGCCGGGACUCCUGCCACAAGGUGGCGGAGGCAGCAAGCAGGGAAGUGGUCCAGCAGCACGGCCAGGUCUGCAUCCAGGACAACCACAUCUUCUGCGUGGUCCUGCUCACCAUGAAGGACGUCUCCGAGGUGGAUGCUGGGAGCUACUGGUGUGGAGUUGAGAGGACAGGCAGGGACCUGAUGGAGCUGGUGACAGUGAGGGUGGUCCCAGGUAAGCCCUGGUGUCCAGCUGGCUAGAGGUUUUGCUGGCCAGGACCCUUUUCUGGAGAGGCUGCUGGUUUA